Molecule: messenger RNA, 6717 nt
Organism: Adineta ricciae
Lineage: Eukaryota; Metazoa; Rotifera; Eurotatoria; Adinetida; Adinetidae
Source: the annotation of a GenBank genome assembly
AUGUCUACUACAACCAGUGGAAAACGUCCAACAACACCAAAAAAACGACAAACACGAUCACAAUCAAAAGGUCGUAAUCAAGAAGAUGUUUAUGUUAGAACGAGUUUACCACCAUUUGUCGAAGGUCCUGUCUAUGCAAAUUUAAUUUGUCAUAUUCCAAAAGUACGUUGGAACACAAAACAUCAACCAUCGUGUCGAGCCGUGUGCAUCAAAGUUUCCUGGUGGGGAGAAGAUGAUACAUCAGCGUUAUUCAGACCACAGAUCAUUGGUGCUGCAUCGUCACUAUCUCAACAAUUAAGCACAACAGCUAAAUACUAUAUUCGAAGCGAACUGAAACAGUUUGCUAAAUAUUUAAUAGAUGCUUCUGAUCUCGUAUUGAAAGUAUUCGAUUCAGAAAGCAAUCGUCUUAUUGGCACUGCUAAAGUUCAAAAUUUAUCGACAUUAUCCGUGAAUAAUCCAAUUAAAGGUUUCCAUUCGAUUUUUACAAGUAAAGGUGAUAAACUAGGCGAAGUAUUCGUCCUACUUCGUAUAUACCUACCUGGAACUUAUGAUAGUAAUGAAAACUUAACAACAAUGAGUGUCACAUCUGAUGUCAGUAAUCCACCUUCACGUCGUAGUUCCCUUGGUGCAAAUGAUUAUCAUCAAAACGAUCGACUUGAAAAUAAUUCUCGAACUUAUAAACUUGAUCGAGCUUAUAAUGCAGAAAAUCUAGGCACUUCUCGGUCCAACGAUGGCGUAGGGAAGACGCCGCGUUUUGACACGACGGUUCCAUUCAAGCCAUACACAUCUGAUAAUCAACUAGAUGGUCAAUCUCAUCGUGAUCAACCAACUGGCCAAGUAGUAGAAGCAUUGAUUGAACGUGCGAAUCGUCUUCGUGAGGACAUGAUUAGGUCUUCAUCGGAGAAAAAUCUCAAUAAUAACAACUCCGAAAUUCUUACUACCCACGAGCAACUCGAAUCUCAUUGUAACGAUCCCGAGAACGUUUGCGAUAUAUUAGGUAUUGGUACAUCUUUGAAAUUACCUGGCGAUCUGAAUAACUCCAAUGAUUCAAUUUUAACUGACUUUGACGGAUUAGAAAACGAACAAAGUUUGCUAGAGGAUCUACUUUACGGUGCUGGCAGCGGCGACGGAGCAAGUAAUCUUAUAACAAGUAAACAACCGCCACGUGGAAAACCACCGUCGGGUCGUUCACGAAGUCCGAGCGUUACACGAGCCGGACGAUUAUCCCAUCGUUCUCGUUCGGCGCGAAGCACGGAUAGUGAUACAGCAUCACGCGUGUCAUUUGAUAUGCCAAGUUCCGAUCUUGAUGAUAGUGGAAAUGAAAGUCACGCUGAUGACGAGAAUCUUAGUACAGAACGUAUUCAAAUCUUGAACCAUGUUCGAACGGCUCGUGUUCGUAUAGAUCAGUUGCGUUUGAAUGAGCUGAAUGCUGAUCGACAAUCGCCGUCACAUUCGUCGUUUGGUCGAACGAAUAAAAGCAAACGAGCAACAACGUAUUUCAUCGAAUAUCAGUUCCCUGUUAUUGCUAACAGUCGCGAUGGUCAAAAGAAUGAAGCUACUCAAGUCAUGAAAAUCGCUUCGAAACGAUUCGAAAGCAAUAACGACAUCAUAUUCUCCCAUUUAUCAACUUAUCCAUGCUUAUUCAAUGAAACCAUUCUUAAAAAUUGGUGGCGUUCAUUGUUGAUCUUCAAAAUUUUCAGUCGAACGUCAGGCUCAAGUAGUCCCGAACAGAUUGGCUUUGCCGUUCUACCUCUGCGCAAAGUGUUAAAAGCAGAAAGUCUUCAUUUAGAACAAAAUAUCAGUGUCAUCGAUCGCACUCAAAUCAACCAGCAAAGACUUCCGAGUAAAGUCGCUCGAAAAUUUUGUAUCGGAAACUUGCAUGUGUUGCUUGAAUUGGAUUCUGAUGUCACGAAUUUCAAAAUUGAAUUGGACCGUCUUCGUUUAAUCGAACAGAUGAGACCAAAGAAACAAGCGAGUGGAAAGACGAAAAAAGGCAAAAAGAAAAGCAAACAGAUUGUUGUCAAUCCGAAUACAAAUCUGCAACUGCCGAAAGCCUUUUCCAGUGAAGGCUUCAUGACCAAUGAACCACUGUCAGAAUUGGAUGAUGGCUUUGUCGUACAGAUCUAUCUUUCGAUUACUGAAGCACGACAUAUUUUACAAAUACCGAAUAAUAACCAUUUACCACGAAAUCCCUAUUUUGUUUGUCGAGCAUUUUGGAACGAAGAACCUAUCACUUCAGUUGUUUGUUGGGGAAGUUCAUCACCGCGAUUCAAUUUUGAACAAAAAAUUCCAUUGCUAUUAACAAAAGCUACCUUGGACAAAAUGCAUCAUAAUUUCGUUGUUAUCGAACUAUGGGAUAAGAAGAUCUCAGGCGCAACAGACAUGAUCAUUGGCAUUGUUAAAGUGCCAUUAGAGCAAUUUCACAUUUCUUUCAAAGACAAACAAAUCAGUCGAGUACUAUUACGAGCACAGUAUCCCGUUAUUAGUACGGAUUCUUGGCUACCUAUUAUCGAUCCUUUUACGAGCACACAGAAGUCAAAUGGUGAAAUUCAAGUUUUAUUAGCGAUGGGCACAUCGGACCAAAUAAUCAACAUACAAGUUGCACAUGCCAAUGGCAGCUUAGCAUCACCUGCUUCCACAGCGAGAAAACCGACGGCGGAACUGCAUCCAGAUCCAUCAGCACCAUCGUUGAUUGAACAUCAGUUUGAAAUCAUGCUGGAAGGUAUCACUGGAUUACGCGCGUUCGAGUCGAUGGUUUGGGGCGAAAGCGAUUGUUUUAUUCAAUAUUUAUUUCCUGUUCAACAAGACCAAGAUCAGCUAACAAAUAAUAAUUCAGUAAAACCAUUUCAACUUCGCCCGAUACGCACAGCUGCGACUCUAUGUACGUCUGACCCAACAUUUCAUGAUAGUAAUAAAUUCCGUUAUGUACUCUCACCUACUGAUGCUUUACAUAAACAUUUCUAUGCAGCGUGCCAUUCACCCUCGACUCUGGAAACUUGUAUUACAUUUGAAGUAUGGUCACGUUUUUACUAUCCGAAUAUUCGCGAUCAACUCUUAGCAAAAGGAAAAUUGCCAGCAGCGAAAUUAUGUAGUAUGACGACAAUGCUAAACUCGGGCGCAGAAAAUAAGUCAGUACAAUCAUUUCGUAUUCCACUUGAAAUCGUACGAGAAGAUCCAAAACAUGGCCAGUAUCAUCAGUCAUCAGCACCGGCAUAUGGUGGAGAUUUAUUAACAUCAGUCACAUAUAGACGAAGUAUCGUUAAAAAAAACGAACAACAAGCGUUCAAUGAUCGUCUCUCCAGCGACAGUGCUCAAGCGUGCAUCUCCGUCGGCAUCGUACGCGCUUGCGGAUUGAAACAUGCUGCUCAAUCUCAAGCUCGUCAUGAUGCUCGGUUGAAUUAUCCUGCACAAGUCGGUGUGAAUACCUACGCAAAAUUAUCAUUAUCAUUUUUAUCUGAUACGGAAUCUCGAACAACACGAACGAUCGCGCGUAGCUUUGUACCUGAAUUUAAUCAUUCGAUCGAUUUUCCUGUGCCAUUGGUCUGGAAUGAUACCCGUAAUCAUACCAUCUCUCUUGCUGAAAUGCUCGAGCACGGUCAAUUAAAGGUCGAUUUGUACCAUCAAAUCAGUUCAACAGAUGAUUCAAAUCAACCUAACGAUAAACGCUCAUUAGAUAUUCAUUUAUGCUAUUGUACUAUUCCAUUGAAAGAUUUAUUAUCUCGACAUACAGGUAUCAAGGGUUGGUACUCAUUGGGCAGUGCGAAUCGUGUCGCGACAUCAGAUGUUUCUUCUGAUCCAUCGGAACAUAGUGUUGGCGGAUUAGAACUUUUCAUUCGUUUCGGUCAACAAGAUGAUCGUCGUCGAGUUAUUGAAUCUGCUAAAACACUUGGGUGGCUGGAUGAAAAAUAUACGGACGAAGAAAAUUUACUCAAUGAUCAAAAAGAUCUCGGAUGUUUAGUCAUACUUUCCAUUGAUCGUAUUCAAUUUCCUAUCCAACUCGCCACUCGUCCAGGGAAAGAUCGCGUUGAUGAGCGAACAAGUGUCUUCGUGCAAUAUCGACUCUAUGACAAAAUGCCAAUCAUAACAAAACGGAAGAAACCGAUUAUGGACAAACAGAAUGUCAUCUGCGAACUUAAAUUCACCAAAGAGCACUUGUUUCUUUGCAGUGCACCAUUCUUAUGGUAUUUACGGGAAGAAAAGUUAGAAAUGCAAAUUUGGACAAGUGAAAAUGAUUCCUAUGAUUAUUCAAGCACGUCGGCAGUAGCAUCAACCGAUAGACAUAUCGGAUCGAUCUAUGUGGAUUUGAAUAGCUUAUGUGAUCGAAAAAGAAAAUCGCAUCGAUUAAAUGCGGUUCUACCGAUGUUUAAGCUUGGAUCGAAAGAUUUGGGCGGUGCUUUCGCACAAGUACAUGUGACGAUCGAUAAAUCUAAAGAUUUUAACGAAUUACGGAGUCGAGAUAGUGGUGAUAGGCCAAAUGAUGCUGAACUUGAUUCUUACUUAGAAAAUCGUCAACUAAAUUUGAUUGGCGAUGAUCAUGCGCUUCGAACAGUAACAAAUAACGUAUUCUCUGUCAUCGUCAAUAUUGAACAAGCAGCACAUUUACCGAACAUUUACUCCAAACCCGAAAAUGCUCAUACUCUACCAAAUCCAUAUGUAACCUAUUCAACAGCGAACUCCCAACACUUAUGCCGUACACAAAUUCUAACAUCAACAAAUAGACCAAUCUGGAACUACCAACAAGCAGUGAAAUUAGCCGUCGAACAUUUAUUUAACGACAAAAAGACCUUCAUACUCAAAGUGUGGCAUAAAGUCAAUGCUGAUAUUGAAACCAUUCCAGAAAAAUCUGGCGACAAGGUUCUUGGUUUUGUCUCGAUUGACUUAAGUCCGUUACUAUCUGGUUUACAACAAAUAUCUGGUUGGUAUAACAUUGUCGACACGAUCGGAAAUGUGCAAGGACAGUUGAAAACCAGUAUUGUUCCACAAGAAGAUCUAUUUGUACUGAAACGACUUAAAUAUAAUUCAAAUCAAAAUAAAUCAACACCUGAUUCAUAUCGGUCAACGUCAACGAAUAGUGGCACUGUACCACCGAUCGUUUUCAACGAUCUUUCGGCUAGAUCUAGUUCGGCAGGUCAAACAAGUUUAAAUACAUCGAUGGUUGAGGAUGAAAGCAAUAAGAAAUCGUUUCUGUUGAAUAAUCUUCACCGACAAUUGGGUGAACUUGGUGCCAUAACUGAUCGAUUGAAAGCUCGUCUCAAUUCUGGAACGGAAAUAUCAUCAACAAGACAUGAGUCACCAUCUACAGUGACAACAAGUCGUUGUAGUAGUGUUCCACCACCGUCAACAUCAAUGCAAGUUCAUGUGAAUACUCAUCAGCAGAAUCCAGAUUCGAAUCGUUCAACAACAACGACAAAGAUUCAAACAGAUUUAUUAGAGCAUUUCCCUGAAUCACUCAGUGGACGACCGUUAAUAAGCGACGGUCUCAAUAUAACCGAUGUUCUUUCACAUCAUAAUGAUCAAGUUCGUCUCGCGCAAGAAUUGAUGACUAAAGCGAAUCAUCUGCUCGAAUCGUCCAAAGAUUUCUUUAAUAAACCACCAACACCGCCUCCAAGAUCAUUAUCAAUCAUAGCCGAGCAGCACUCAAGCCCAUCGCCACCGCCGGUAUUACCAAACUUUAAUACCACGACUGAAUUUCAUGCUCGGGAACAAUCGCCGCCAUUGCCACCUAUUUCGUACCAGACCAAUGAACAUACGCAUCAUGCACUCGAUCAACAACACCCCAACUGUUCCAUCCUUUGGUCUGACGAAGAAGACAACGAUGAUCAUAAUCAAACUUUCCUACCAAUUGGUCUUCCUCCUACUCAACAUCGUAUGACUACUGCUGCCAUUACUUCACCUAGACCACCAUCGCCACCACGAUCCAUACAAAUCGAAGAAGCUGUUCCACAUGAAGAACAAACCGAUGAUAUUGACGUUGUCCAUAUCCGUCCGCUGAACAAUCUUUCAGCAUUUAAUUUUGAUUGUCAACAAAUGAAUGCUGAACGACUAAACGACACUCUAUCUCCUAAACUUACUCCACGUCGUACUAUAUUCUCAACACAUGCAAGUGUUGACGAUCAAUACCAACAGAUUUCAUCUCUAGCAUCGUCUGAGCAUCAAUUGAAACCAUCAUCGCCAGAGGUAUUUGUUGAACGUCGAUCAUUUUCAUCAUCAUCUUCAUCUUCGUCAUCAUCUGCAACUCCCCCAGCGUCGCCUAAACCACAACAAUCAUUUACUUCAGACACAUCAGUCAUCGACAAAAAUUGGUUAGAGCAACAGCGACAACGAGAUACGAACACACUCACUAUUCCACCUUUGUCCCUACCUUCCGAUCGAUCUGCAACCAAUCGAUCAUCAGGUCGCAGUCCGCACUUAGCCUUUCUCGACCGUCCUAUACCCAAUUUUUUUCCAACAAAUCACGAACUAGAAGCGUCCAUCAAACACGUUUCUCAAGCGCUGUCCAAUCCCAACACAGCCAGAACAACUGCCAGUCCAUCAUCGCCAUCAAGUACUGUGAUGAAAACGAUUAUUGAUCGUUUACGUACUAAAUCUUCCAAUGAAUUAUUACGUGGUGUCUCGCCUGUCGAUGGUAAUCUAGCUCAACCAACAGAAACAACAAAUGUCACACGACUAGAGAAAAUCUUCAAAACCAAAUAUGCGACAAAUCCUCCGUCGAAUUAA